Messenger RNA from Stylophora pistillata, 900 nucleotides. RefSeq lists its product as uncharacterized. The record is from RefSeq and is a predicted model, not a curated record. Lineage: Eukaryota; Metazoa; Cnidaria; Anthozoa; Scleractinia; Pocilloporidae.
AUGGAGCCUUUAGCCACAGAUUCGAGACCAGCCACCUUCCAGAUCGAGUUUGAGAUCGUGGAGGAUUCCACAAAGCGGGGCCGAAAUAAGCUAGUGGACAGCCGUGGUUACACGUACAACGUUAAGAGACGUCGAGGUGGACACAUCGAUUGGCAAUGCACUGUUAGACCAAAGGGUAAUGUCUGUAGAGCCACGGUAGUUGAGAGGGCGUCUGGUGAACUUGUCCUGGGCCCCACGCCGCACAAUCACCCAGGGAAAGUGGGUGCAAGCUUAGCCGCCCGGAUAAUUGCAAAGACUAAAAAGGAAGCUGUCGCGAAUUUGUUUAAGCCGGCGUCUGAAGUUGUCAACGAGGUGUUAAUGGAGGAACUAACAGAGGAUCCGUGCCCCAGUUUGCCAAGGCCAAUAAACCUCGCCAAAGCAGCUAACCACCUUCGGCAGCGAUUGAGACCAACAGAUCCCGUAGACCUCGAGUUUGAAUCGCAGCCCGAGCACAUCCCUCAGAACUUUCUCCGUGGAGAUAUUAGGGUACGUGGGCGUCGUCACCUUCUGUUCGCCAGCCAGCAACAGCUAGAGGUGUUGUGCAGGGCCAAGGCCUGGUAUAUCGACGGUACUUUCAAACUUUGCCGAAACCCAUUCAGCCAGCCACUGAACAUCAACGCGUUCGUGCGAAGUGAUUCCUUUGCAAAGCAGGUCUCUCUCCUGUUUGCGAUAAUUUAUUUAGAACACAACUGGAUCGUCAACAACAUCUGGCCACCGUCCUGUUGGAGUGUAUGCCUAAGCGCCAUCCGGACCAACAACGACGUCGAAGGAUGGCACAACGGGCUCAACCGACGGGCGCAGGGAAAAAGUCAGCUUCCCCUGUACAUGCUCAUCCAGUUACUUCACGAAGAGAGCCGCCUU